AUUUUUUCGGCUAUGUUUGCUUUUCUUGUCCAUCGCAUUGUUCACGAGCUCGCAAUAGUUAGGGUAGGUGGAAUAAGGUGUAUUUAGUAUAGAACAAUACGGGGGCAGAUAUACUCCAAAAUCAUCGUCUUAGAGAAGGUCGCCAAUGAUGAAGUCUCAAACCUGGAAACAAUUGAACAUACGUAAGAGAAUUUGAGGAUAAAAACCAAAAGGGGGAAUUUAUAGCGCUAUACUCUACUGCGUAUACGUUACAAAAGAGUUCUCUUAUAAAACAAAAUUAUAAAUUUCUACCGUUUUAAACCAUUUGACGUACUCCUAACUGAUUAGUUCAGUUGCUAGAUGUUAACGAUCCGUUUGAGAAGUUCAAGAGUCAAUCAAGUUCGAUAACCAUUGAUUCUGACAUGCCAUACAAAAAACUCUGAACGUACAGUACCUUUGUGUCUAUGAAAAUCCUUUUAUAUAAAUUUAUUAGAAGUGAAACGAAGAACGUGUGUUGAUAAUAUGGCAAUUAUGACAGAGAUCGAAGACAUCACCGACCUCAUCGGAAAAUUUGGAAAAUGGCAGAAAAUGUUAUUUGCUUUUCUUUCGUACGUAACGGCGCUAUUGGCUUUCAACAAUCUCAAUUUGCCAUUUAUUAUACCAAAAAUAGACCAUUGGUGUGCCAGUCCCUACGAAUAUAGUAAUGUAUCUACCGAAAUGUGGAAGAAUCAGUCGAUACCAUUCGAAAUCGUAGAAGGAGAAUUAAUAUUUAGAAAAUGCGAAAUGUAUGAAAAACAUUUGGGGAGAAAUGCUACUUGGAACCAAUCCAUUAUUCCCUGUUCUACUUGGGAAUUCGAUCAUUCAAAAUAUGGAGAUACCAUUACUGAAAAGUGGAAUUUAGUUUGUAAUUAUUCCUGGUUGGAAUCGUUUGUCGGAUCCGUUCAUUUUUUCGGUUAUUUCAUAACUGCAUUUGUCAUUGGCCACAUAUCAGACAGAUUUGGAAGACGACCGGCGAUACUUUUAUGUAUUCUCAUUCACUCAAUAUUUGGAAUUGCUUCUAUUAUUUCUCCAUAUUAUUGGGCAUUUGCAUUGUUUCGAUUUCUUUUGUCCAUAGGGAGUUCGGGAUGCUCUAUUACCAGUUUCGUAAUUGCAACAGAAGCACUUGGACCUGAAUAUCGAGAACGUGCAGGGUUAUUUCUUCAGUUAGGAUGGAGUAUCGGGCACGUCGUUAUUCCUGGCAUUGCGUGGUUACUUAGAGAUUGGCAUUAUCUACAACUUGCGUGUACACUUCCUUACUUACCACUACUAUUCUUUUGGAGAAUUUUUCCGGAAUCUCCGAGAUGGUUGUUGACCCGUGGUAAAAUAUCAGUUGUAGAAAGUUUAGUGAAAAAAAUAACAGAGAUCAAUGGUAUUGACAUAGAUUCUUUAGAUGUUCAUAUUAAUAGAUUAGCAAAUAAAAAACAGAAGGAGGAAGAGAAAGUGAUGCGAAAUUAUACAUUUUUUGAUCUAUUUCGAAAGACUGAUUUAAGAAAAUUAACUGUCAUACAAUAUUUUAUUUGGAUCGUCUCACUAUUUACAUUUUAUGGAUUUAUAUUGAAUACUGGCAAUUUGGGAACAAAUGUCUAUCUGUUACAAUUCCUGUUCGGAUUAAUGGAGUUUGUCGCAUUAUUUUUACUACAAAUUUUUUCGACUCGUGCCGGAAGAAAGACAUUUUUGAUAGUUAUUUUCUCACUUACUGGAGUUCUAUCGCUGCUAACCACGGCCGUUCCAAAUGAUUUGAGUUGGCUAAAAGCAGCUUUGAUAGUUACAGCUAAAUUAUUUAAUACGACAAUUAUCGUAGUAAUGUAUAUAUUUACUUCUGAGUUAUAUCCGACUGUCGUUCGAAACGUCGGAAUUGGUUCUUGCAGUAUGGUAGGAGGAAUCGGAGCCAUUUUAGCACCUUUCUUGAACCAGGCUUAUAUUAUUUAUUACAAGAAGAUAAUAAGGAAUUUUAAUUUUAAAAAUUNUGAGAAAACUGAAUUUCAUGACAUUGUUGUGUGCCUAAGACAUUUGACCUUAGAUAGGAAAAGAGUCUUAUUUAAGACCCUUAUAUCUAUACUUAUGCCUCAGAAACUUGUAUAUUCAAGAGAAAGAUGA
Messenger RNA from Centruroides sculpturatus (bark scorpion), 2115 nucleotides. RefSeq names its product organic cation transporter protein-like. NCBI's taxonomy places the organism in Eukaryota, Metazoa, Arthropoda, Arachnida, Scorpiones, Buthidae. The coding region runs from base 502 to 2115 and encodes 537 amino acids. Gene Ontology annotation, molecular function: transmembrane transporter activity. Gene Ontology annotation, biological process: transmembrane transport. The record is from RefSeq and is a predicted model, not a curated record. The transcript is spliced from 13 exons. Gene Ontology annotation, cellular component: membrane.